Molecule: messenger RNA, 1038 nt
Organism: Orcinus orca (killer whale)
Lineage: Eukaryota; Metazoa; Chordata; Mammalia; Artiodactyla; Delphinidae
Product: quinone oxidoreductase-like protein 2
Exons: 10
Coding region: 1-1038 (345 amino acids)
Cellular component (GO): mitochondrion
Molecular function (GO): oxidoreductase activity
Source: RefSeq, a predicted model, not a curated record
AUGCGUGGGCUCCACCUGCAGGGGGCCCCGGGGGACCAGGGGGCCCGGGCGCCCGGAAGAAGCGCGGCACCCCCGCGGGUGGGACUGGCCCGUGGCGCGGUCCCAGCCGCUGCCGCCAGCCUGGGUCGGGUCGCGAGUCCCCGGCGGCCGGGGCGGGGCGGGGCGGGCGGCGUCCUGCUCUUCCUGCCGCGCUCGGACCUCCCCCUCUGUCGACACUUGCGCGGGGCCCUGGCGUCGGCGUCGGCGAGGGCCGGGCAGGGCUGCGGCAGGCACUACCGCGCCGCGCUGGGCGCCGAGUUGAAGCAGCCCCUGGCCUUUGAGGAGGCGGUCCCCCGCCAUCUCCGGCCCCGCGAGGUCAGAGUUGAUGUCCAUUUCUGUGGGGUUAACUUUGCUGAUAUUUUGGCCUGUCGUGAUCAGUAUCAGGAAAGGCCCCAACUUCCCUUCACAUCCGGAAUGGAGUUUUCUGGGACAGUAUUGGAGACAGGCACAGAUGUCAGCACGGUGAAAGAGGGAGAUGGAGUUAUUGGCGUGAGUGGCUUUAAUGGUAUGGCUGAAGAAUGCAUCACUGACCACAAGGCACUGUGGCAGAUUCCAGAAGGGGUCCCCCUCCGAGAAGCUGCUGCCCUGCCGGUAUCUUAUGGCCCUGCUACUUUGGCCUUGGAGCGCCAGGCCCAUACCCAGCCUGGAGAAGCUGUUUUAGUGACAGCAGCAGCUGGAGCCACAGGCCGUGCCGUGAUUGAUGUGGCAGCAAGUGUUCUUCAGGUCAAGCUGCAGCCGUGCAAGCUGGCGAUGCAGAGGGGUGCACAGUCCAUCGUGAGCUACAGUCAGGGCAGCCUGAAGGAGACAGUGGGGAAGCUGGUGGGCAGUGGCGGGGUGAACGUGGUCAUUGAUACCGUGGAAGGAGAUAUCUUCCUGGAGGCUCUCCGCAGCCUGGCAUGGGAGGGCAGGAUUGUGGUGGUGGGUUUUGCUGGAGGAACCAUUGCUUCUGUGCCGGCCAGUCUUCUGCUCCUGAAGAAUAUCUCUGCCAUGGGGCUAUAG